Molecule: messenger RNA, 2623 nt
Organism: Apus apus (common swift)
Lineage: Eukaryota; Metazoa; Chordata; Aves; Apodiformes; Apodidae
Gene: SPTLC2
Product: serine palmitoyltransferase long chain base subunit 2
Exons: 12
Coding region: 368-1993 (541 amino acids)
Biological process (GO): ceramide biosynthetic process; sphingosine biosynthetic process
Cellular component (GO): serine palmitoyltransferase complex
Molecular function (GO): serine C-palmitoyltransferase activity; pyridoxal phosphate binding
Source: RefSeq, a predicted model, not a curated record
AGGAGUCUUGUAGUCUUUUCUCCAUCAUUUUAUGUGGACCUUAUUGCUGAUUUUCAAAAUGAGGGUCUAAAUGCUGGAACUUACCUGGAAGAAGUGACUGUGCAGGGGUACUGGCCACAUACAGAUUUCUUAAAUAACAUCAGUAAUGGGAGCUUAGAGCUGCCAGAGAUACGGUCGCUGGUGUAUCACAGAUUUGGCUGCUUAAUGGUCUUUUGGCUUCUGAAUUUUAGUUGUCAGGAAUUUAUACAAGUGAAGGGAACCAUGUUAAUUAGUACCGUGUAUUGAAUAUAUUUUUAUGUUUAUGUCUAUAUUUCACAUACAUACCACAUAGAACACUUGAGAAUCUGCAAGUGAGGAGAUCUGUGGAAUGCAGAGUAAUCAAGUACCAAUACGGAGGCAGCCUACACAUGAGAGUGCAUUAGAAAAAAUCAGAAAGAUAAAUCAUAUUGUGCACAAUGGAGGAUUAUACAAAAGGCCUUUCAAUGAAGCUUUUGAAGAAACACCAAUGCUGGUUGCUGUGCUGACCUAUGUAGGUUAUGGUGUUCUUACUCUCUUUGGAUAUCUGCGAGAUUUCAUGAGGCAGUGGAAGAUUGAGAAGUGUCAACAUGCAACAGAAAGAGAAGAACAAAAGGACUUUGUCCCAUUGUAUCAGGACUUUGAAAAUUUCUACAACAGAAACCUCUACAUGCGCAUUCGGGACAGCUGGAACCGUCCAAUCUGCAGUGUGCCAGGGGCAAAAGUGGACAUGAUGGAGAGAGUUUCCCAUGACUAUAACUGGACAUUCACGUACACAGGGAGAGUGAUAAAGGACGUUAUUAAUAUGGGUUCCUACAACUACCUUGGAUUUGCACAGAAUGCUGGAACUUGCCAAGAAGCAGCAGCCACAGUUCUGUCCCAGUAUGGUGCUGGGGUGUGUAGCACUAGGCAGGAGAUGGGAAACUUGGACAAACAUGAGGAGCUGGAAAAGCUAGUUGCCAGGUUCCUAGGUGUGGAAUCUGCAAUGGCAUAUGGAAUGGGAUUUGCAACCAACUCUAUGAACAUUCCUGCUUUAGUUGGCAAGGGCUGUCUCAUUUUGAGCGAUGAACUGAAUCAUGCAUCACUAGUGCUUGGAGCAAGACUGUCAGGAGCAACUAUUCGAAUCUUUAAGCACAACAAUAUGCAAAGCCUGGAGAAGCUGCUCAAAGAUGCUAUUGUGCAUGGGCAACCUCGUACACGGAGGCCCUGGAAAAAAAUUCUUAUCUUGGUGGAAGGAAUAUACAGUAUGGAGGGAUCCAUAGUCCGUUUGCCUGAAGUGAUUGCCCUUAAGAAGAAGUACAAAUCCUAUCUGUACCUUGAUGAGGCUCAUAGUAUAGGUGCCCUGGGUCCCAGUGGCCGGGGUGUAGUGGAGUAUUUUGGACUCAGCCCUGAAGAUGUCGAUGUUAUGAUGGGAACAUUCACCAAAAGCUUUGGAGCUGCUGGAGGAUACAUUGGGGGCAAGAAGGAACUGAUUGAUUACCUCAGGACGUACUCUCACAGUGCUGUGUAUGCAACAUCAAUGUCACCUCCUGUUGUGGAGCAAAUCAUCACCUCCAUGAAGUGCAUUAUGGGUGAAGAUGGUACAACUGUUGGGAAAGCACGUGUGCAGCAGCUAGCAGAAAACACAAGAUAUUUCAGGAGACGACUGAAAAAGAUGGGCUUUAUCAUAUAUGGAAAUGAAGAUUCCCCUGUUGUGCCUCUGAUGCUGUACAUGCCAGCAAAAAUUGGUGCGUUUGGGCGUGAGAUGCUGAAGCGGAACAUCGGUGUUGUGGUUGUGGGCUUCCCUGCCACCCCCAUCAUCGAGUCCAGAGCCAGAUUCUGUUUGUCUGCAGCUCAUACCAAAGAGAUGCUUGAUACAGCUUUAAAAGAAAUCAAUGAAGUUGGAGACCUUUUACAACUGAAAUAUUCUCGUCACCGUUUGGUACCUCUUUUGGACCGGCCAUUUGAUGAGACAACAUAUGAAGAAACAGAAGACUGAACUCCCUUCAUGUGCCUCGGUGGGAGGGACACACCCCGUGGGACAUUGCGUGGCACACAGGCCACAGCAUCUGUGAACAACAGUUACGACUGCUUAGCAUACAAGACAUUUCUUCACAAUACUGAAAUGGCCACAUCAGCUCUAAAAGGCAUUUUGUAAAUAGGGAGAGGAGAAAAAAAGCUUUGAUUCCUGUGUCUUCGGGGUCUGGCCCUAGAGGUGCUUGGCUUUAUUUUUUUCUUGUUGCUUUUUUUAUUUAUUUGUCUCAAUGAGUUCACAGCAACCCAAGCUGGCUGUUGCUGAUCAGCUCAGACUUUGUAUGCACCAUUAGCCUCCCAAAUGCUGGCUGAGAUGUUGUAAGCAUGUGUGAUGCUGGCAUAGCAGCAUUUCCAGUGUCACUGCUAGGUGUCUGACCUUCCCAGUAAGGAGUGAUCUGACCUGUCUGCUCUUGAAGACUUUCUAGAGAAAUCGUUGAUUGCUAACUUUGACAUAUUUAACAAGAUGGAUAAUCAACCAAAGUUUUGUUGUGUUUUGUUUUGUUGUUGUUUUUUUUUUCUUUUGCAGUUACUUGUGUUUAAAACUUGAAUUUAGCCUUUUUAAAAUAAAUGUGUUGUUGACAUGUCACUGACAGGA